AGAGGUGGGGCUGCCACAGCCACAUCCCUCCCGCCUUCCCUCUGACCCGAGUUCACGCUGCUGCUGCUGCUGCUGCUUCGCCGGCGGCAGAGUCGUCCCUGUGCAGUGUAAUCCCGACAUCCUCGGAGCACCCAGCAGCUGUGGGCACUUGCAGCCCCCUCAGGAAUUCCUUUCUUUUUCUCCAAGUGGCUGACUACUGUUGUUUCAAGGCUGCUGUUUUCCAUCUCGUCACAGAAACACGGUAUCUUCUUGGAGUAUGGAAUCCAUAUGGAAACGAAGGUGGUAUCUUCAGCUGGGCUGUAUAUUGAUACUGAAUUUGGUUUAUGCCAAUCUAGACUAUCAAAAAGAGACUCCUCCAAGCCUGGGUCAGAUUGACCAUCAGUGCUGGGAGCUGUCGUCCCAUGGGCUUGUGGAAAUCAAGAAACUCAAGGUAGCAGAUACCGUCAUUGCUCUCUGGGACUUCAUGAUGUUCCUAAAGGAAUCCCCUAAGCCCAAGCACAAUGAACUCUUCAAUGAUUUAGCCCAGAACUUCUGGGAUAUGUAUGUAGACUGUGUGCUCUCAAGAUCCCAUGGAAUGGGCAGAAGACAAUUAAUGUCUCCCAAAUAUUCUUCCACAUACUCACAUAGAACUUUAGAAGGGUCUGCUUUCACCAACCCAUUUUAGUCCAAAAGGGGAGAAAAUGAAGAUACCUCAGCAAGGCAACAUCAAAAUGAAGAAGCACAAAAGCACAGCAUGUACUGUAGAUGCUUAGACAAAUCCAUUGGCAUGGUUCAACCUUUUUUUUCCCCUCUGUAUAAAGAAGUACUUAAUCUGCUGAACUGAUAAGUACAUGGGCUCCCAUACUGUCACUUUGGCUUUCCUGUCUUGCAGUCUACCAAGGUUGCCUUUUCCCCACUGCAUGUGUGAAUGCUUUUGUGUUUUGAGUCAACAUCUUUGUUCUCUCAGGUAAACUUGUAAGUCUG
Messenger RNA from Phaethon lepturus (White-tailed tropicbird), 963 nucleotides. RefSeq lists its product as uncharacterized. The transcript is spliced from 3 exons. The coding region runs from base 257 to 664 and encodes 135 amino acids. The record is from RefSeq and is a predicted model, not a curated record. NCBI's taxonomy places the organism in Eukaryota, Metazoa, Chordata, Aves, Phaethontiformes, Phaethontidae.